GCCCCCCGCCCCGCCCCGGCCCGGGCAGCCCGGAACAUGCAGCCAGUGCCCGUCCGAGAGCCGUCUGCCGCGCUGUGCCGUCGUGAGUGCGCGCUGUGAGUGAGCGAGUGAGUGCUAGACCCUGUGAGUGCUAUGGAGCUGAGCUGAGCGGCUGAGCGCCGCUGUGAGUGUGUGAGUGCCGUGCAUCCGGGACCGGGACCAUGUCGAUGUGCAGCGUGUCCGUGAACGUGCAGUACUUGGACGGCGGGGCGAGGGUGGCUGCCGUGGGGGGCGGCGCCGCCACUGCCGACUUCCAGGGCCUGCCCCCGCCGCCGCCGCCAAGCCCCGCCACGCACGCGCUGCCCCUGCUGGGCAGCCUCAACGGCCACCAUGGACUUAACAACAACAACAAUAACAACAACACCAGCAACAACAACAUGAACGGUGGAUUACCCUCGCACAACAACAUCGCGCACCGGCAGCUGCAGCACCACCUGCCCGCGCCGCAGCAUCACCUGCACCAGCUGCACCAGCUGCAGUCCAGCCCCGUGACCGAGGACUCGGCCGCGCGGUGGACGCACUACCAGCAGCUGUGGCGCCAGCACCAGAUCAUCCUCAACGGUAAUAAAGAUGCCUGGCUUGGUUCCGAGAAGCCUAGCAAGUCGGGGGCGGGUAAGGAGAGCCCCGAGCAGAAGAAGGAUGACACCGAGCUGUGGAGCCAAGUGGAGGCCCAGGCUGCCUUCCUCGGGCCAAACCUGUGGGACAAGACUCUGCCCUACGAUGCGGACCUUAAGUACGUGGACCUGGAUGAGUUCCUGUCCGAGAAUGGCAUACCAAUGGACGGACCGGCGCCUCAGCAGGCACCAAACCUCAUCGGCAGCACCAACAUGUUGCCCUCUCCCGUCCCCGCCGCCGGCAACAGUCCGCAGCAGCAGCAACAGCAGCAGCAGGCACCCCAGCUGCAACAGCUGCACAAGCUGCAGGCGUUGUCACCAGACCCGGACACCAACAGUUCGAGCCUCGGUCUCCACGACAGCAGCCUGCUGCUCGGGGUCGGGCCCGACCCUCCUCUCACUCCCAUUCGUCUCCCCACAAAGAGGGAGAGGUCCCUGAGCCCAUCCGAGCCCAUGACACCCAUUGGACUCAGCCCUCCAUCACCUGCAGACUCGACAAUGUCAUUUGCAUCAUCAAGUCGAGAUUUCGAUCCUCGAACAAGGCCAUUCUCAGACGAGGAACUUAAACCACAGCCCAUGAUUAAAAAGUCUCGUAAGCAGUCCGCAGGAAUGCAUCAAGGUGGGCUGGCAGAGGACGACAUGCUCUCAUUCAAUUUCGUCCCAGAAGGAUUGAAAGAUGAGAAAUACUGGGCUCGACGACGCAAGAAUAACAUGGCAGCAAAGCGUUCUAGGGAUGCCCGCCGCAUGAAAGAAAACCAGAUAGCCCUGCGGGCAGGAUACCUAGAGAAGGAGAAUAUGGGAUUAAGACAAGAGAUUGAACGGUUGAAGAAAGAAAAUUUGGUACUACGAGAUCAAGUAGCAAAAUUUCCAGCAGAUGUGUGAGACACUAACGUGUUUCAUCUGAAGAGAAAUCUUUGGUAGGCUAAAAUUAAUCUCUAACUGCCGGUCAGCCUUUUGCACUCCAGGUUAAAGAUAUUGAAUGUUAAGUCAACAGAGGUUAGAGGUAGCUAGUAUGAAAGCUAUUUUACUUAUUAUAUUGUACAUAUUUACAAAUGUUAUUUUUAAGUACAUUGCAGCCAAUGUUAUUUCUUUAUGGUUUAUAAAGACGGAAUCGACUGCUGUUAGCGUAUUUUUAUGUUGUCCGUCUAUGUUCGAGUUACUUUCACUGUUAUUUCAUUUACAGUCAACGCAUCCUUUGAACAAAAAUGUUUAAUGUGUUAAUUUUGGUGAACCAAAUUAGUUCUAUGACAUCUGCAAGCCACCAUCUUAAAAUCUAUUGAUUUUGUAUCAAUUGAAUGAACUAAACUAUAUGCUACCGACUAUUCUCAAAUACUAUUAAAAUUAGUAUGAUUUUCCAAAGGUCUGUAAAAGGGAAGAUUGAAUCAUAUGCACCUUCUAAUGGUUUGUUUGUUGUUUAUUCUCGUUUUUUCUUGAAGGGGGGGGGGGGGGAUUUUGAUUUUGAUUGGUAAUGUUGAAAAAUUUGUGUCGAUAAUGAAAUUGCUCUCUGUAAGAAUCUGUGUUCGUUUCUUCGAAUAGAGGUUUGGGCAUUGUGAUGUUUUAUUCAUACUUGUCGCUUAAGUAGUUGUGAAAGUAGUCGUAAACAAACAACUGAUGCUUAAAUAUACUGCUACCCUGAAAGUUGAAUGUUUGCAAUCAACAGGUAGAUAUAUAUUUGGAGUGCUACCUCUGACUUGUACAUACAAGCAUUUUAAGUAUCCAUAUUAUAUGUAUGUCCAAAAUAUCCAAAAAUGAAAGUGUCUUUUACGAAAGUGUGAAUUUUAAAUGAAAUACUUGUAGACUAAAUAUGUGAUAUGCCUAUCCGUUAAGGACGUCACCAGCGACAUCGUGGUUACCAUUACCCUACUCUUAGUGUGUGUGCGUGUGUGUACUGAUGUGGAGGCAGACAUCCAUAAUGGACAGCUUACAAACCUUUUGGUCGGGUAGAUAGUAGUGUUUAGAGGUAGUUUUGUUAUAAAAAUAUCCUUAGAUCUCGCGGUUGCAGGUGUUGAAAAGCCUAUUUUCUUACAGAUGUACAAUUUACUAUUAAUUCCAUUGUAAAUUAUAAACCGAAGGCUCUCAGAAUAUUUUGCAAUUGUGAGCAUUGAAGUUGGCAGCUAUGAUUGUGCUGUUGUUUUUUUGUUGUAAAGUGGCGUAUAUGACUGGACUGACUGGCUUCUGACAGGUGUAGACCAAAGGCUUCGCUCUGAAGGGAAAGUCAGUGUAAGAAAGGCAACCGAGUACAACCUCGUGGCCGUGCAGGUUUGCCUACCCUACAGGGACUUCCCGACUCCCCUUUCCGACAUUCAGAUCAACUCUACGGCAGUUCGUGUUGCUCAGAAGUCCAUAAUUUACAAGAUAGUCAUGUGCCGACUUUGCCCUUACGUGCCAACAUAACUCAUAAAUUUAUUAACAUGAAGUGAAGCUGGCAUUUAUAUGCUUCACCUAGCUUCACCUCGCUUCACUUCGCGUUAGUUGAUUCUAAUGGAUGAUAACACCAGUCAGUCUUACGAUGGUCGCUCAUAUUUUAGCGUCACUUUCCUUUGUCAGAAGAGUGCAAGUAUACUUAGAUAAGCAUCAUUUGUAAAGUGUAGUGAAGCCCAGGUAUGCGGCCACCUUAAGAUGACAAAAUAGGCAUUUGCACCUAAAGUUUGCUAUUGGCACAAAUCGUCAAGAAAUUUGACCCUGUAUUUAUAUUUAUUUUAAAGGACGAAUCAUUACAAUAUGUUGCAACUCUUUGUCUUGGCCAAUCAUUUUAUUUGAUGUGCUACUUUUUAAAAAUGUAUAACAGCUGCUUUCUAUUUAUGAAUAUUCUGAGAGUAUCCUGUAUAUUAUAUCUAGAUUUAUUUUAUUUAUUUUGAUGAUAACGUUGCAACAAAUAAAAAUAGCAAACGGGUGAUGAGUCUGGAAUGAUUAAAUUUUGUGACAAAUGAUAUCUAAACCAUGUGAGAGCUGUGGCAAAUUCUGUACAAACAUCAUAUUGCAAAUGAUGAAAAUUGCUCUCUUUACAAGAAGGGUAAGUGUUGUUAUAGCGUAUGAUUUUUUAGACCAUGUCGUAGUGCAGCUGAGCUAAGAAGAGAUUGAUGUGGAAAUGUAGGUACCGUUCAGUUUCACUGAUAAUUUGUUACCAGCAAAGCUAGCACGUGUAGUAUUCUUUACUUUAAGAAAUUUUGUGGGGUUUUCCUGUCAAACUAUGAACAAAGACGUAAUUAUUGUAAUUUUGGUGCUCAGCACAAUGAAUUUCAUUUCUAUAUUUAUUUCUCAGCACUUUUCUACGAAGCCUCAAUGUUUCUUAUUCUGUGCUUGAUCUAUAUUACAUGCGUAUCAGUGCUGUUUCAGUGUGCAAUCCACGGUGAUAGAUGAGAAUUGUCUUGUUUUUCUUUCAUCUUUAUGUUUAUUUAACUUUUCUGUCCAGUAAGCUACCCUUAACAAUUUUAUAUUCUUUGAUGUAAAUAUUUCAUUUGAUACUGCUUGUUUCUUGUAGAUACUUCUUGUUUGUUUUGAUUUGUUGAAGAGUGUUUACCCUGAGAACUUUUUUUUUAUUACUGUGGAAGAGUGAUGCAUUGUUGAGGUUUUGAUUCGAUUAUGUAUCCCGUAACCAGAUAAUAUAUGAUAGAGCAUUCAUUAGCUUCUCCUAAUGUUUGAAACUUUGUGGAUUGGAUCAGCUGAAUUUAACAGAUUCUGGGAAGGCAAAACAUUUCCAGAAUAAUUACAUGAUAUGCUGGGCAUCUAAUAAAAUUGGUUUGUGAGGAUUUAUUGAAAUGAAGUUUAUUAUUUGUUCUGUAUAACUUAAAACGUUUAGUAUGUGUUAAAGUUUUAAACUUCUGUGUUCUUAUAAGCUUGCAAUGAAAUUUCGCUUUUGAAAAUAUAUCUUAAAACCAGCCGUAGUUUCAGUGCUUUUCUCAAUUGGACAGUUUUGGUGUGACCUCUAUAAAAUAAAAGUAAUUCCAACACAA
Frankliniella occidentalis (western flower thrips) is the source of this 4606-nucleotide messenger RNA. RefSeq names its product hepatic leukemia factor. Gene Ontology annotation, biological process: regulation of transcription by RNA polymerase II. Lineage: Eukaryota; Metazoa; Arthropoda; Insecta; Thysanoptera; Thripidae. The record is from RefSeq and is a predicted model, not a curated record. The coding region runs from base 201 to 1535 and encodes 444 amino acids. Gene Ontology annotation, molecular function: RNA polymerase II cis-regulatory region sequence-specific DNA binding; DNA-binding transcription factor activity, RNA polymerase II-specific. Gene Ontology annotation, cellular component: nucleus. The transcript has 9 exons.